AUGGAUAUCAAAUCUGUUCUCGUUUUGGACUAUGUUGGAACGAAAUGCACGGAAAUACUUACAAAACAUGGUUUCCAAGUCACCAAAAAGACUUCUAUAACUGAAAUAGAAUUAAUGGAAAUUAUAGAUAAUUACGACGCACUAGUUGUACAAUCCGUUACAAAAGUCACGAUGAAUGUUAUUCGCUUUGCUUUAAACUUGAAAGUGAUUGUAAGUGCCAACGCGUACUACAAUAACAUUGAUGUAUUCGCCGCCAUGGCUAAAAGAAUUGGCGUUAUCAAUUCUCCGCACAGCAGCGUUAUAAGCGCAACCGAAUUUUCUUGUGGUUUGUUAAUGAUGUUGGCGAGAAACUUGAUGUCUGCAACGGCUACUUUCCGUGCCGGCAUUUACGAACAUAAUACGUUCAGUGGCAAUGAGUUGUACCGCAGCACCCUUGCUCUUAUCGGAAUCGGUGACGUUGCCAAAGAGGUAGCCUACCGCAUGAACAGAUUUGGAAUGAGGAUUAUUGGCUACGAUGAUUCUAUGUCUGUCAUGGAAUGCCAGUCAUACUUCAUAAGAAAAAUGAAUUUGUGUAAAAUAUGGCCUCUAGCAGACUAUAUUAUUAUUUUCCUCACACCAUUUUCAAAAACUCGUAUUUAUAUUACUGCGGAGAUUCUUUCAAGAUGCAAAAGAGGUGUAAAAGUAAUAGUUAUGGGCCAUAUAGGACCUUAUCAAUCGCGUGAAAUGUAUAACGCACUUCUGGCUGGAUAUAUUGGCACCGCAGCAUUUGACAUGUACGAUGCAACAUGCGAUAGAGAGAUUUUUAAAGUGGCCAUGUACCAGCAUCCCGCUGUUGUAAUCACGAGGAAUCUCGCUACGCAGACCGAGGAAAGUAUAGAGAAUGGUGGUCGAGAGGCGGCGGAGCAACUAGUUAACUUGUGCAAGCCUGGCACCUACACCACACCAUUGUCCAUCGUAUUCCGCGUCGAUGGAAUGUAA
Messenger RNA from Papilio xuthus (Asian swallowtail), 978 nucleotides. RefSeq names its product D-3-phosphoglycerate dehydrogenase-like. Bases 1 to 978 code for a protein of 325 amino acids. The transcript has 7 exons. Lineage: Eukaryota; Metazoa; Arthropoda; Insecta; Lepidoptera; Papilionidae. Gene Ontology annotation, molecular function: NAD binding; oxidoreductase activity, acting on the CH-OH group of donors, NAD or NADP as acceptor. The record is from RefSeq and is a predicted model, not a curated record.